This is a messenger RNA of Solanum verrucosum, 1159 nucleotides long. RefSeq lists its product as uncharacterized. The transcript has a single exon. Bases 61 to 960 code for a protein of 299 amino acids. The record is from RefSeq and is a predicted model, not a curated record. Lineage: Eukaryota; Viridiplantae; Streptophyta; Magnoliopsida; Solanales; Solanaceae.
AAUUAAAAAGUUUUAAACAAUUUUAAUAUAUUUUCUUCACAAAAAUUGAAGAAGACAAAAAUGUCCGGAAAUGGCAGAAUGAAGAGAGUUACGGACCCGUUAAACGAUAAAGUGAAAGCUCGAAUCGUCGGCGCCGAUCUCCGGGAACUCGGUUACAUCAGCAGCGGCAGUGAACACAGCGCCGAUGCUAAUAGCGACGUCGUUUCACCUAGCUUUUCCGGUCUCGUUUUUGGUUUCCCUGAUGAUUUGGAUCAAAAUCAGUCGUCGGAAAAUGAUAACUCCAAUACUGAGUUAGAUGAGUUGUCAGUUGAUAACGUACCGGAGAUGAUUUUUCAAAGCGAUACAGAUUUGUUUAGGAAUGUGCUGUGUUCUCAUGUAUUUAAAGCGUUAGAAGUUUAUUCGUGUUUGAAAUCGAGUAAAUCGGUACUCAGAAGGAAUGUAAUGAUGUGUUUAAGAGAUUUUGGUUAUAAUGCUGCUGUAUGUAAAGCAAAAUGGGAGAGCUCCGGUGGACUUACCGCCGGGAACUAUGAGUUCAUCGAUGUUGUCCGAUCGGACGCCGUUAACAGUCAAACUCGUUACUUCGUCGAUUUGGAUUUCGCCGCGGAAUUCGAGAUCGCGAGACCGACGAACUUCUACGGACGGUUAUCGCAGUUGCUACCGAAGGUUUUCGUCGGAAAAAGCGAAGAAUUAAAGCAGAUACUGAGAACAAUGAGCGAUGCCGCUAGACGAUCGUUGAAAAGCGGAGAACUGCACCUUCCUCCAUGGAGGAAACACCGUUUCAUGCAGAACAAAUGGCUCGGUCCGUACAAACGGAUGUCGAAUAUCACUUCGUCGACGAACACUCCGGCGUUGUUUUUACCUCCAUCGAAUCAGGCAUACACCGUAAAGUGCCGAUCCGUUGGGUUCGAAACCGCCAUGAACGGCGGUCUCUGGUUGCCGGCGGUAACCCGGACUAGAUGACUUCUGAGUUCUGAUAAUGGAGUUUUUUUUUUUUUUAAAGAGUCGUCGUUUUGUGUUUAACAAAGCGUCGUCGUUUUGUGUACCAUGUGAAAAAAGAGAUAAAAUGAUCAAUCCAAACAUGGUGUAAAAAGUGUAACGCGGCAAAUACCCAUUGUGUGCUUUUGUUUAUUCUCUCUUUAUUAAGCAAAAGAUUCACGUG